CAGAAUUUGUUGUCUGCUGAGCGUCUUGUUUGUCAUUCCCAAGCGGAAUCCGAUUUCACCGUCCAAUGUCCCGAGUCUUCACGCCAUUGCUUUGCUUUGCGAGCUUUAUUAUUGGUCUUUAGUGCUAUAGCGUCGGUAGAUGAGGUACUUGCAAUGACUGUCAUGUGGGAUUGCGCUCUGGGCAGGAGGUUUGCGGAUUUGGGUCUUUCCGCAUUUUGUUUCCUUCGAAGUCAUUCGGUGUCUCUGAAUGUCCUGUUAAAGUCGCACAGAUUAUUGUCAGCAGGUCGUCCUUGAUUCUUUUAUCUUGUGCAGGAGCACGGGUUGGGAACGGACGUGCCUUUAAAAGAUCCAGGUCGACCAGUUUCUUCAUUUGCAGCCCAACUUCGCUUCGAAAGUCUACUAGGUAUGGCGCCAUGUGCAACAUGCGCAGCGAAAUUAAGUAGGGCAUGUGGAUGAAACGACCCAUUCUGUCGUGUUCAACGCCCCGAAGUAGAUCCCUCUCUUCCAUUUUUAACAGCUCAGAGCUCGACAACAUUGGGUCCAUUUCGAAGGAUAUCUAUGACAAUCAGAAGGCUCAGCGGUGUGCACAUGGAGACAGUUUCAGUGAACUUGGAAACUUGUUUAAACAGCUGGGUAUGUGCAUGGUGAGGGUGGGGCUGCUGAUUGCUCGACUUUUUGAUGCUUAUCAGUCUCACGCGGGCCUGUGUGAAUCUAGCUUGGAGCAAGCUAUUCUCGAGUCAGGUACCGCAAAGGGUCGACUCAUCCAUUAUCACUCUCUUUUGGAGAAAGAUAUCCUUCGCUCUCUCCAGAACUCGAAGACGCAGAAACAAAAUAAGAAUGCUAGCAAAGCAAGAAUCUCAGAAGUCUGGAAUGCAGCUGCAGAUUCCGGGGUCUCAACUCUGUGGCAGCAGUGGCACUGCGACUAUGGCAUCUUCACUGUUCUAACUUCACCUCUCUUUCUUAAACCCACCCGGGAUGUUCCUUCAGAGCCAGAUGUCGCAACUAAAAGAUGGACUGAACCAGCUGUAAAUGGGGAUCACUGGAAGGUUGAUCAUAAAUUAUCAGAGGGUGAUUCCAAUCAGCUACAAUCAUGCGACAAUCGCAGUAUUCAAGAGGAGAAACCUCGUUCGUCAAGAUCACAACAGUUGUCUUCAUCCUCGCAGGAUUUGAAUUUUAGCAUGCAAGAAUGCGCACCCCCUGAUGGGUACUCAUCCCUACGAGUCAUGGAUGCCCACAGCCGAACCACAUCUGUAUCGAUACCUUCCGACUACCUGAUAGUUCAAGUAGGCGACGCCGCUCAGCUGCUCUCGGGGGGAGAACUCGUUGCAAGACCGCACUGUGUAAUGCGACCCACUUCGGACAGAGACGUAAGUCGGCAAACAAUGGCGGUAUUUUUGCAACCUGCUUGGGACAGAAGCUUGUCUAUUCCGCCCGGGACCGCUCAAGAACGAGCUCUAGAAGCUGGAGGAGUUGCCACAAAUCUAGAGACGCAUAUUCCCCUGUUGGCAUCACGAUGGAAGGAUGGUUGUACAUUUGCCGAAUUUUCUAAGGAAACUACGAGGCCGUAUUACGGUGCAGAUGGUCGCCAGUCGAGAAAAUAGAUGCUCUCUGUGAUGCCCUGUCCUUUCCACAUUCUUAUUCAUCUGUUCAUGAACGAUUGGGAGACAUCAUACUGAACUAAUUUGUCAUUUCUAUUCA
Physcomitrium patens is the source of this 1698-nucleotide messenger RNA. NCBI's taxonomy places the organism in Eukaryota, Viridiplantae, Streptophyta, Bryopsida, Funariales, Funariaceae. The record is from RefSeq and is a predicted model, not a curated record.